AGAUUUUAUUCGAGAAAUUCAACAUGGCUGCGCCCAUGGCAAGAUAACUAUGUUUGUUUAAAAAAACUAUUUUAAAAUGGACAGCCUUUCAAAGUCUAGGAGAAAGGCACUAAAAGUGUCGGUUGCAGCUCUCUGUACAGAAGUUGGCUUUGGAGUGGCAGAAGAAUCGGCUAUUGAAACACUCACAGAGAUGUUACAGAGCUUGCUAACAGAAAUAGGAAAAAGUUCAAAGGCCUACACAGAACUGUCUGGUCGAACGGAAGUCAUGGUUACGGAUGUCCUGACAGCACUCAUUGAUCAGGGGAUUCAUAUUGACUCAAUUCCUGCCUAUGCCAAUAGAGGGGGAAAAACUGUUCUUAUUUCACCUGUCCAGACUGCAGCACCUCCCAUACAGAAGGUCUUAUCAGCAGGGGAGAAUCAGCCCCACCCUGCCCACAUACCGGAACACCUGCCUCCCUUCCCUGACCCCCACACAUACAUACGCACAGAGAGUGGUACUCAACCUGUGUCAGAGUACCAGCUGAUCCGGGAAAAAGCUGCGUCUUACAAGCGUGACACUGAGAGGGCUCUUACAAGAUUUGUGGCCAAGACUGGAGAGACCCAGAGCCUCUUCAAGGAUGACAAUUCUCUAUUCCCAUUGAUUGCUGUGCAGACCCAUGCCCAGCCUUACCUAGCCGCCUUGCUGCCCAAGGACCAGGACCUUGACACCCUUGAGGCCUCUGACAUACAGGGGUAUGGACGCCAGGGCUCGGGUUCCCGUCCAGACCUGCCCGGCACAAGGGCUCAGAAGUCAGAGACAGUCGAUCCUGAACUCAUUGACAAUCCUUACCUGCAGCCCGUGAAACUGCCCAAGUAUAAGAAGUAUAAGAUCAGCUGAGUGUGAAUCUGGAAGCUUUACUGGGAACAAUGUCGGAAAAAUAUGUGAAUUUAUACUGACAAUGUGAGUGAUUGUCGAUGUUUGUGGACAUGGGUUUGUGUGCUUGUUUUGUUAACUCGGUUAACAAAUUCUUCAUAUUCACCAUCAGCAGUGACUAAAUUCUCCAAGCAUUUUAAAAGAAGGUUUAUGGAGAUUUCACAUUUUUGUUAAUUGCUUACACAGUUGUAUAAAAUAUUUGCUCUUAUGUGUUCAAGUUGAAAUUUCUGUGUAAUUUGUAACAUCUUUCAGGCAAAGCUUGCCGAAAUUAAUGUUACCUUGUCCACAUUUUAAAUAGUGAUUGACAAUGUUAUAUUAUGAAUACACACAAAUUCAAAGGGAUGACAUUUUAUGUUCACUCAUUACUGUUUACAAAUUGUGUUAUUGGACAGUUUUCCAAUGUUAUUGUGAACUAUGUCAAUAUAAAAAGGAAAAUUGUUUACAUUGCAAACAUUGAUUAUAAAUGUUUUGUUUUCAUUACAUUUAAUAUUUCA
Dreissena polymorpha is the source of this 1407-nucleotide messenger RNA. Its product is annotated as transcription initiation factor TFIID subunit 8-like. The record is from RefSeq and is a predicted model, not a curated record. The coding region runs from base 77 to 877 and encodes 266 amino acids. The transcript has 6 exons. Gene Ontology annotation, cellular component: transcription factor TFIID complex. NCBI's taxonomy places the organism in Eukaryota, Metazoa, Mollusca, Bivalvia, Myida, Dreissenidae. Gene Ontology annotation, biological process: transcription initiation at RNA polymerase II promoter. Gene Ontology annotation, molecular function: protein heterodimerization activity.